Messenger RNA from Symsagittifera roscoffensis, 1237 nucleotides. Its product is annotated as N(4)-(beta-N-acetylglucosaminyl)-L-asparaginase-like. Gene Ontology annotation, biological process: protein deglycosylation. The record is from RefSeq and is a predicted model, not a curated record. Lineage: Eukaryota; Metazoa; Xenacoelomorpha; Acoela; Convolutidae. The transcript is spliced from 7 exons. Gene Ontology annotation, cellular component: lysosome; cytoplasm. Gene Ontology annotation, molecular function: N4-(beta-N-acetylglucosaminyl)-L-asparaginase activity; asparaginase activity; beta-aspartyl-peptidase activity. The coding region runs from base 44 to 1237 and encodes 397 amino acids.
GCACUUUAAUCCAAAAUUAAACAUUACUUUUCUGCAUUCUUCGAUGGUUCAAACUGUUCAUAGCACAAUGUUUAACGGUUAUCUUGCUAAAUUUGUGAUUAUCUUACUGUCAUCAAUUCAAUCAGCUCAGUCGCAGAUAGUGUUGAACACGUGGUCCUUCGGAGCCAAGUCGAAUGAAGUGGCAUGGAAUACUCUGGCAGAGACUGGAAGUCCCUUGGACGCUGUGGAACUGGGCUGCAAUGUGUGCGAGGAAAAGAAGGACCCUAGUGACUGUGACGGUAGUGUGGGGUGGGGGUCCCAUCCGGACGAGGCAGGAGAGACCACUCUGGACGCCAUGGUGUUCGAUGGCACAAAUAUACAAACGGGAGCAGUGGCCAAUCUGAAGAGCAUCAAAAAGGCAGUCUCGGUAGCUCGUUACGUCAUGAACUCGACUCAGCACUCGCUCCUCGUCGGCCAAUCAGCGACCGACUUCGGACAGCAGAUGGGAUUUACCCUCGAGAGUCUCUCGUCUUCGGUUUCCAAGUCGGAUUACACCCAGUGGAAGGAUAAUAGUUGCCAGCCGAACUACUGGAGGAAGGUGGUUCCAGAUCCGAUUCAUAGCUGUGGGCCUUACCAACCGGCGUCACCGUCUCACUACGUUGCUAAAAAAUCUCAAAACAUGGAGAGAGAAGAUAAAGACCACGACACUAUCGGGAUCAUAGCAGUCAACAAAAAUGGCAACACAGCUGUCGGACUCACGACUAACGGGGCCGACCACAAAAUCAGCGGCCGAGUAGGUGACUCGCCCUUAGUCGGAGCGGGAGGCUACGCAAGUGACGACGGAGGAGCUGCAGUCCAAACUGGAGACGGAGAUGUCAUGCUGCGAUUCUUGCCGACGUUCCAGGUGGUGCAAUUGAUGAAACAAGGAGUAUCUCCUCUGAACGCCACUAGAACUGCAUUGAUGGACAUUUACAAGUUCAACCCCGACUUCAGCGGGGCUAUUGUAGCUGUGAACACGAAACUGGAAUAUGCGGCUGCUUGUGUCGGGUUUUCCCAGUUCGAGUACUGUGUUAACACUGGGAACGGAACUGUUAUUAUAACCAUGGCUCAGUCGCAGAUAGUGUUGAACACGUGGUCCUUCGGAGCCAAGUCGAAUGAAGUGGCAUGGAAUACUCUGGCAGAGACUGGAAGUCCCUUGGACGCUGUGGAACUGGGCUGCAAUGUGUGCGAGGAAAAGAAGGACCCUAGUGUACUUUAA